Messenger RNA from Pneumocystis jirovecii RU7, 552 nucleotides. RefSeq names its product ADP-ribosylation factor 6. NCBI's taxonomy places the organism in Eukaryota, Fungi, Ascomycota, Pneumocystomycetes, Pneumocystales, Pneumocystaceae. The transcript is spliced from 8 exons. Bases 1 to 552 code for a protein of 183 amino acids. Gene Ontology annotation, biological process: intracellular protein transport; vesicle-mediated transport. Gene Ontology annotation, molecular function: GTPase activity; GTP binding. Gene Ontology annotation, cellular component: cytoplasm. The record is from RefSeq and is a predicted model, not a curated record.
AUGGGCAAUUCUAUGUCUAAAUUGAUGAGCCGGUUUUUUGGCAAUAAGGAAAUGCGUAUCCUCAUGCUUGGACUGGAUGCUGCAGGGAAAACAACAAUUUUGUAUAAGUUGAAGUUGAAUCAGAGUGUGACAACUAUUCCUACGGUUGGGUUUAAUGUAGAAACAGUGGUUUAUAAGAAUGUCAAGUUUAAUGUCUGGGAUGUAGGGGGGCAAGAUAAGAUUAGACCUCUUUGGAGGCAUUAUUAUACAGGCACUCAAGGCCUGAUUUUUGUGAUUGAUUCAGCAGAUAGAGAUCGAAUUGAUGAGGCACGUAAAGAGCUUCAUCGGAUUAUAGCAGAUCGUGAAAUGAAAGAUUCUAUUUUAUUGGUAUUUGCAAAUAAACAGGACUUAAGUGAAGCUAUGUCUCCAGCAGAAGUAACAGAAAAACUUCAGUUAUAUAAAUUUAAGGAUAAAAUGUGGUAUGUUUAUCCAAGUUGUGCAAAAACGGGAGAAGGUCUUUUUGAAGGACUUGCAUGGCUGAGUUGCAAUGCAAAAACUAUGUUGAAAAAAUAA